Molecule: messenger RNA, 6248 nt
Organism: Drosophila miranda
Lineage: Eukaryota; Metazoa; Arthropoda; Insecta; Diptera; Drosophilidae
Product: muscle M-line assembly protein unc-89-like
Exons: 8
Coding region: 200-6139 (1979 amino acids)
Source: RefSeq, a predicted model, not a curated record
ACGUUCGGUGACAGUCGUGAAUCUUCUUUUGCUUCGAGCGGACGUCUCACGUCCUAAAAAACUAUCGAUCGAACCGUUGCGGGCUAUAUAGUAUAUAAAGUCGGACGUAUAUAAUUUUUAUCGGUUUACCAUAACAAACUCCAUUCCCUCGUUAUCCUUCCAUAAAACACCUUUCAAAAAAGGUCCGAGACCAAUAGAAAUGGGAGAAACGGAUGGAGAUAUCGAGCCACGGGCAUCUGCCGAACCAGAUGCGCCAGCAGCCCAGGACACCUUGCAGGUGCCAACGCAAAAAAAGCGAAAACUCAAAUCACCAACUCCGGGAAGCUUACGCGGACGCAGCUCCACGCCGAUACACGGCCGGAGUCAGACACCGUUCACCCUCUAUAUGACCCGACGCAGUGCCACGCCCUCGACGUGGCGCAGCAUUACACCGUUCCUGAAUCGCGAGAAGAAGGAGAAGACUCCUUUUGAAUUGGGGCGGGACAUAAAGAGCCAGACCACGUGCAACAUUGCCGUUUUCGAUCGCGCCCUCGGCAUGGAUAUCUCCGAGCCGUUGGAUGUGCAGAAGCCCGUGCGUUACAUAACAUCUGACUUGUCGGUAAUCGAUCGCGCUGCCGUAAUGGAUGUGUCGAACGUUGAGGUUAUCUACGUCGUGGAAGAGUACGAAGAGUUCGAUGAGGAGGAGAUCCUCGAGGAGGUGAAGCCCAAGAAGAAGGAGAAGAAGGCCAGGAAGCCCCGUGUCGCGCGCAAGUCCGUCGACAUGACAUCGGACAGCGAAGAUAUUGUUGACGGCCUCGAUGAUCGGGAGGACAGUUUGGAUCUCGACGAUGACGAGCCCGUCAAGAAGGGCAAGAAGAAGGCUCCUCCCAAGAAGAAGGAGAAGUCACCCAGUCCAAAAUUGAGCUUGAAACUAGAGAUUGGCGGCGCCCAGAAGGCUAGCAAGAAGAUGUUCGAGCAGCAGCAGCAGGCGGGACCCAAGCCACCGCCAAAGAAGAGCAAAAUGGUGCUCCAAAUGGAGGAGCAGGCCAAGGCGGCUGCCAAGGCCGCCGAAGAGGAGGCCAACCGGGCGAAGCCUAAGGGCGAGACCUUCGAGGAGCGGCAGAAACGUCUGCAGGCCGAGAAGGAGGAGCAGGAACGCCUGGAGGCCGAGCAGCGGGCACUGGAGGAGGCCGAGGAGGAAGAGGAGCCACCAGAGGAGGGCGAAGAUGGCACCGAGGCUGGCUACGGAGACGAGGAAAACGAAUACCUCGACGAGAAUGGUGAAGAAAAUCCCGAAGAUCUCGCCGAAGAAGAGGAGGACGUAGUGGUCGACUUGAAGAAAGAGAAACGUCGUGGCAGCGACUCCUCCGAUGACUUCGUUCGUCCCGAUCCCCACGAGGAGGAGCGCUGGCAGCGCAUCGCCGCCAUCGAGGGCGAGGAGUUCAUGCAGCAGAUGCGCAAGUACAGCAUGGCCAAGCGCAUCAGCGAAAAGGAGCGCGACGCCGACUGGCAGAAUCGCCGGGAGCAGGGUCGCCGGCCCAAGUUUAUAAAUUUCCUCUCUGAUCGCACGGUCGAGUGCGGCCAGAGUGUGCGCCUGGCCUGUGCCGUUGAUGGCCCCGAGCUAUCAGCCAAGUGGUUCAAGGACCGCCGGCAGCUUGAGCGCGAUGGUUGCCAUCGCAUCUCGAACAACAACAAUAUCCUUGUCCUGGAGGUGCUCAACACAAACAUCCUGGACUCUGGCGAGUAUUCGUGCGUGAUUUCGAACCAGAACGACGAGGUGAUCUCCUCGUGCAUUGUCACCGUCUACGAGGUGUUUAAGGAUGAACCGAAACCACCCACCAUUCAGUAUAUCAAAGAGUACUAUCAUUUGCGCGACGAUGAGCUGACCAUCGAGUGCCACGUCCAUGGUGUGCCCCGACCGGUCAUCACAUGGUGGCGCGGUGCCUUCCAGGUGAAGCCUAGCUACAAGUUCACCAUGCUGGAGGAGGCGCACGGUGUCUGCAAGCUGCUGAUCUAUAAGCCCGGCAACAAGGACGGCGGUAUCUACACUCUGAAGGCUAUCAAUUCCAUCGGCGAGGUUCAGAUCAAUCACACUGUGGAGGUGGCCAAGAAUCUGCACUACCAUGUCCCGGGCAUCUUCCAUGCCCGCGACAGGAUCCAGCUGGACAGCUUGAAGCAUGCCAAGAGGCAAAUGGAUACGGCCCUCAAGUCCAUGGCCGAGUCGGAUCAGAGGCGUGCCGAGGCCGAACAGGCGCGCCUCCGACCAGUGCGUCCCUCCCCAGAGCCACUGGUCCCUGCUAAGCAGAAGCUCUCGUUUGCCACUCAGCUUCGUGAUCGCAUGGCUCUUGAGGGGUCCACCAUUAAGUUUGUGGCCACUGUCAUUGGACCCUCGCCCAGCACCCGCUGGAUGAAGGACGACAAGUGGGUGGUGGUUGGUGGCAACAUCAAGAACCUGUCGGAGGAGGGCAAAGCAAUUCUAGCGAUCGAGAAUGCCACCACUGCCGACUCGGGCGUCUACAAGUGCGUGGCCAAGAACGAACUCAGCGAAAUCGAAACCUCUUGCUACUUUAAAGUGUAUGCGGCACAGACCGAUGGCGACGAGUCGGAGCCCAUAUUCGCCCUGCCCCUGCGAGAUGUAUAUCAUGCCUCGCAGAACGAUUUAAUUAUCGAUACGAAGGUGCGCUGCAAUCCCCGACCCGUCAUUACGUGGACCAAAGACCAGAUACCCGUGGUGCUCGACGAUCGGGUGGUGCAGAUCGAGCACUUGGACGGCAUCUGUGAGCUGAUCAUCAACAAGCCGACCGUCAAUGACAACGGAAUCUAUGUCUGCAGUGCCCAGAACAAGUUGGGCAGUCAGUCGACCACCCACACGGUCGUCGUCGACACACACUCAUCGCGUCGAUCGAGUAUUCUCUCCACUUUGGCCAUGCAGGACGGUGCAAAGGAGGGCGAAGCCGCGGAGGGUGGUGGCAAGGCCAAGAGCAGGCCGAAGAAGAAGAAGGACGAUGAGGAGGAGGCCGGCGGCGGUGGCGGCGGGGAUGGUGGCUACGAGCGACGCAGCCGCAUGCCGGACCCUUCGCCCAAGCAAAUGCUCUACUUCACGGUCAAUCUGUCCAAUCGGUAUGUAGCCGAGGGCUCCAAGGUCAAGUUGCAGGCUGUAAUUGGAGGUCCGGAGCCGACACUUAAAUGGCAGAAGGACGACCAGAAUGUCUCCUACGGACCGCGCAUUCGCAACAUGAAUCGUAAUGGCCUGGCGGUCCUGGAGUUUGUCAACGCCUCAACAGAGGACUCUGGCACCUACACGAUCACUGCCCAAAACGAGCACUGCAAGAUCACAACCUCGGCCGUGCUGCAUGUCUACGAGGCGAAGGUCAACACCGAUGUCCAGCCCGUGUUCAUACGUUCGCUAAAAGACACCUAUCAUCUGAACACCAAUGAGCUGAUUCUGGAGACGGCGGUGCGAGGACAGCCCACACCGGAGGUGCAGUGGUUUAAGGACAGCAUUGAGAUCCAGAGCGGCGGUCGCUUCCAGCUUAUCGAGCAUCAGGAUGGCUCCUGCGAGCUCCACAUCGAUCGUCCGGACAACAAGGACUCGGGCAAAUAUGUCGUUAAGGCCGAAAGUCGGGCCGGCAAAAUGGAGAUCUCGCAUUACGUUUUGUUCGAGAGCAUGGCUCAUCAUAUUGCGGACAACAUCCAUGGCGUGUUCCAUGCUGACAAGAAUCUUCUGCGUGCCAAGGAGGAGAAGGAGAAGCCCUCGGAGGACUGCAGGAAGCCAGCUCCAGCGGCGGCCGCACCCGAAGCCGAGUCUGAGGCUGAGACCGAGGAGGGCAAGGGCAAGCGACGUGGCCACAAGGCGGACGAUGAUGAGGGAGUUUCAUCGGCCUAUGCCUCCGACUAUGCCUCGGACUCGGGCAGUAUUUCGAGCAAGCGGCGCGAGAAGAACAUCGUAAUCCACUUCAGCACCUCCAUGAGGGAUCGCGUUGUGGCCGAGGGAUCCAAGGUGAAGAUAUCCUGUUUCCUGGACGCCAAGGAGCCACAAGUCAAGUGGUUCAAAGACGGAGAGCAAUUGGUGAAUGGACCCAAGAUCAGGGGCCGCUAUAGCGAGGGACUGUGCCUUCUGGAAAUCACGAGCGCCACGGCGGAGGACAAUGGCGAGUUCAAGUGCUGGGGACGCGAUGAAACCGGCGAAGCGUCCACCUCGUGCCGCCUGGAGGUCUUCGAGGAUGCGGGCACCGGCGACGUUCCGCCCACAUUCACGCGCAACAUCAAGGACACGCUGCACGGCAAGAUCAACGAACUGCAGCUUGACGUGCAUGUGCGCGGUCUGCCCACGCCCUCGGUCACAUGGGUGAAGGAUGGCGUGAAGAUCGAGAACAGCGACAAGUACCAGCAGGUGGACCACGAUGAUGGCACCUGCGAGCUCUUCAUCAGUAGCCCGAAGCCCUCGGACAGCGGCAAGUACGUUUGCCAGGCCGAGAACCGCGAGGGCAAGACGGAAAUCGUUCACAUGGUCACCGUGGAGAAGCGUGUGAGGGCUCCACGCAUCUCGCCGCCCAGGGAGGGCAGGCCGCCCCGUCCUGCUGGCGAGGGCGACGAGCCAGCCGCCGGCGAGGAGGGAGAAGUUGGAGCCGACGGUGAGCCGAGACGCAGGAAGCCCAAGCCCGACGAAGAGGAGGUGACAAGCUCGAGGCGCGAGGUACCCAUGCCACCAGAUCUAAGGAAGCGUCUCUACUUCCGCAACUACCUCUCGAAUCGCACCGUCAAGUCGGGCAGUAACGUCAAGUGGAUGGUGAACAUCGACGGACCGGAGCCAAGUGCCAAGUGGUUCCACGGCGACCAGCCGAUUGCCUUCGGCCCCAAGAGCAAGUUGUCCAUGCAGGACGGCAUUGCCUGGCUGAAUCUGGUGGGUGUGACCGAGGAGGAUGCCGGCGAGUAUACGCUGAGGGUGAGGGGAUCUGACAACGAAAUCGUGAGCACUUGCAACCUGUUCGUUUACAGCACGGGAAAAGAAGAGAUAAUCCCACCCACCUUUGUGGUGGGCAUCAAAGACACAUAUUCUCUCAACGAGAAUGAGUUAGUUCUGGAUUGUCGCGUACGUGGCCAGCCCCGCCCCGAUAUUACGUGGAUGAAGGGGAACGAGAUCCUUAGCAGCGAUGAGAAGUACCAGUUAACCGAUCAGGCCGAUGGGGAUGCCAAGCUGGUCAUUGUCAGCCCCACCGAGAAGGACUCUGGCGUCUCCUCGUGCGUGGCCCGCAACGAGGGUGCCGAGAACAAGAUGUCUCAUCAAGUGGACUUUAAGGGACGUGAACGGUACACACAGGAGAAGACUUCCGGCUUCUACCAUCGUGACCCCAAUAAGCCGCACUUCCUCACGCCGCUCGGCAAUCAGACAGUCUGCGAUGGCGGUACUGUAGCCAUUUCGGCCGAGUUCAUGCAGACAACCACGCCCCUCGAGGUGAAAUGGUUGCGAGACCGCCAGGUCGUCGAAGGUCCCAAUGUCCAGGCCCUGGCCGAUCGCGGUGUCUACACGCUGACCAUCAUGAAAGCCACGUCAGAGGUUGAGGGCACCUACACCUGCCGCGCCUCGAACGCCUACGGACGGACCGAGUCGCAUGCCAAUGUCGAUGUGGCUGUUGGUGCCGAAAAGGACGAACGGCCACCGCUGUUCCUAUCUCGCCCAGAUACCGAAAUGAAGAUCGCUGUGGGUGAUCCCUUCUCGUUUGCCUUCCGUAUUGCCGGCGAACCGAAACCAAAGCUCACGUUCAUGAAGGGCACCAAGGACAUCACCCAAUCGGAUCGGGUCAGCAAAGAGGUAUCCGAUGACUAUACCAGAUUCACAGUGCAGCAGGCCCAAAUCUCCGACUCGGGCACCUAUUUCGUUGUGGCACGUAACAACUUUGGCACGGACAGGAUAUUUGUUACCGUCACGGUAAACCCGCGCGCUCGCUCCGCAACGCCAACGCAACCUCGCUGGGACCUACCCCUGGACAGUUACAGCGACUCAUCGUAUUUCAGAGAUCGGUUCAAGAACCGCCACAAACCAAAAACGACAAAAGAAUCUUCCUGUGAGAUCAAUGAGAUCGAUAGAUCGAUACACCCUGCAGCACACACACAAAAUAUUUCGUGUAUUUAUCUUUUGUUAGUAUUUCUGAACGAUUGACUUAAUUACUUUUAUUAUCGUAUAUAAAUAAUGUAUUAUUUAAAGCACAGCAAUCCAGCUUAUACAUUUACGUAGUGAAAAACAAGAAAAUAAAAAAUAUUUCUCCGGG